AUGACUCUGCCGUGGUGCAGUGCCACACCUAAAGAAACGCAGAGGAAACACUGUCGUGUUGUCCCCAGCUCAGGUGUCCUCCUCCCCUCUGCUCCCCGUGACGUGGCCCCUGUCCUAGUGUCCAGCCGUUUUGUCCGCCUCAGCUGGCGCCCCCCGCAGGAGACCAGAGGAACUGUCCAGACCUACGGCAUCUACUACUCCCAGGACACGGUCAACAGGGAGAGGUCUGUGAACGUGUCGGAGGCAGAGACCCUCCAGAUGACUGUCAGUAACCUGAAGCCAGAGGAGACCUACUCCUUCAGAGUGGUGGCCUACAACGACAACGGCCCUGGAGAGAGAUCCGAGACACUCAGACUCACCACACAGCCAGAGUUGCAGGUCCCUGGGCCGGUGGAGAACCUCCAGGUAGAGUCCAUCUCUCCCACCUCCAUCCAGGCCUCCUGGGACGCCCCGGCCUACGCCAACGGGCCCCUGCUGGGGUACAGACUGCUCUGGACUGAGAUACCCUCUGGGAAGGAACAGAGUGUGGAGGUGAACGGGCAGAGUUAUAAGAUGGAGGGACUUCAGAAGUUCACAGAGUACUCCUUGCGUGUCUUGGCUAUGAACCGUUAUGGCCCUGGGGUCACCACAGAGGACAUGAGCAUCACCACGCUGUCUGAUGUGCCAAGUGCUCCACCACAAAACAUCUCCUUGGAAGUGGUCCUCUCAAGAAGCAUCAAGGUGAGCUGGCAGCCCCCUCCUCCCAACAGCCAGAACGGGUUCAUCACCGGCUACAAACUCCGGUACCGGAAGACCGGUCGACGAGGAGACCAGGAGGCCAUCGAACCUAACAACUUCUGGUACCUGUUCACAGGGCUGGAGAAAGGCAGUCAGUACAGUUUCCAGGUGGCUGCCAUGACAGCUAACGGCACGGGCCCAGCCAGCGAGUGGUUCACCGCAGAAACGCCAGAGAAUGACCUUGACGAGAGCCAAGUCCCGAAUCAACCGAGUUCCCUCCACGUCAGACCCCUGCCCAACAGCAUCAUCAUGAGCUGGACUCCUCCCCUCAACCCCAACAUCCUAGUACGGGGCUACAUCAUUGGCUACGGAGUAGGAAGUCCCUACGCUGAGACGGUCAGGGUGGACAGUAAACAACGAUACUACUCCAUAGAAAACCUGGAGCCCAGUUCCCACUAUGUCAUCUCCCUGAAAGCCUUCAACAAUGCAGGAGAGGGGGUCCCCCUGUACGAGAGCGCUGUGACCAGAUCUAUAACAGAUACAUCCACCCCCAUGAUCCCCCCAGUAGGUGUCCAGGCCGUGGCCUUGACCCCAGACUCUGUCAGGGUCAGCUGGGCAGACAACUCCAUGACCAAGAACCAGAAGACCACUGAGGUCCGCUACUACUCCGUCAAGUGGAAGACCAGCUACUCUACUAGCGGGAAGUUCAAGUCUGCAGACACAACAGCCCUCAGCCACACCGUCACUGGCCUCAAGCCCAACACCAUGUACGAGUUCGCUGUCAUGGUUACCAAGGGCCGCAAGUCUAGCACGUGGAGUAUGACCGCUCAUGCCACCACUUACGAAGCAGCUCCCAGCUCCGCCCCCAAGGACCUGACGGUCAUCAGUCGUGAGGGGAGACCCAGAGCUAUUCUGAUUAGCUGGCAACCCCCCAUGGAGACCAACGGACGGAUCACGGGCUAUAUCCUGUACUACACCCUGGACAAGAACAUGCCUAUAGAUGACUGGGUAAUGGAGAGUAUCAGUGGAGACCGUCUGACCCACCAGGUGAUGGACCUGAACCUGGACACCGUCUACUACUUCAGGAUCCAGGCUAAGAAUGCCAAGGGAGUGGGUCCCCUGUCAGACCCCAUCCACUUCAGGACUAACAAAGUGGAACAUCCAGACAAGAUGGCCAACGAUCAAGCCCUGCCCCCAGUCUCCUCCCUCCCACAGCCCUGCCCCCUAGCCUCCCACAGCCCUGCCCCCUUGCCUCCCACAGCCCUACCCCCUAGCCUCCCACAGCCCUGCCCCCAACCUCCCACAGCCCUGCCCCCUUGCCUCCCACAGCCCUGCCCCCUAGUCUCCCACAGCCCUGCCCCCUUGCCUCUCACAGCCCUGCCCCCUAGCCUCCCACAGCCCUGCCCCCUAGCCUCCCACAGCCCUGCCCCCUUGCCUCCCACAGCCCUGCCCCCUAGCCUCCCACAGCCCUGCCCCCUUGCCUCCCACAGCCCUGCCCCCUAG
Salvelinus namaycush (lake trout) is the source of this 2220-nucleotide messenger RNA. RefSeq names its product netrin receptor DCC-like. Lineage: Eukaryota; Metazoa; Chordata; Actinopteri; Salmoniformes; Salmonidae. Gene Ontology annotation, biological process: cell-cell adhesion. Gene Ontology annotation, molecular function: protein binding. The record is from RefSeq and is a predicted model, not a curated record. The transcript has 16 exons. Bases 1 to 2220 code for a protein of 739 amino acids.